Syngnathus acus (greater pipefish) is the source of this 2486-nucleotide messenger RNA. RefSeq names its product A kinase (PRKA) anchor protein 17A (gene akap17a). The record is from RefSeq and is a predicted model, not a curated record. NCBI's taxonomy places the organism in Eukaryota, Metazoa, Chordata, Actinopteri, Syngnathiformes, Syngnathidae. Gene Ontology annotation, molecular function: nucleic acid binding. The coding region runs from base 197 to 2200 and encodes 667 amino acids. The transcript has 7 exons.
UCUUGGGUCAAAGUUGACAUGACGCGGAAGUUGCUUAGCCCGUGUUCAUUUGCUACUGCGGGUCGUUUGUUGCCCUCAAAAUCAUUUCAUUGUAUUUUACCUCGAGGUUACCAGAUGUGCCCCAGUUUGAAUUUGUCGUCAUAAGAGAAGUUUUCAGAGCUCCGUACGUAUUACACGGACGGGUUUCAAGGUUUUCAUGCUGGCUGCCACAAUGACCACCAUCGUCCAUGACACCACCGAGGCGGUGUGCCUCUCGGCUGAGCACAACAUGUACUUGAAGCCCAUUGCUAAAAUGACCAUCAGCGUCACGCUUCCUCAGCUCAAGCUGCCGGGAAAGAGCAUCUCCAACUGGGAGGUAAUGGAGAGAGUUAAGGCGAUGGUGGUGCCCGACCAGUUUUCAACCCUGCGGGUCUCUAAAAGCACCAUGGACUUCAUUCGUUUUGAGGGAGAAGUGGAGAACAAAACUGUUGUUAAGAGUCUAUUGAGCCGCCUGGAUGGGAAGAGCAUCAAACUUAGUGGAUUUACUGAUGUUUUGAAGGUUCGUGCCGUGGAAAACAAAGUGGACUUCCCAACAAGGCAUGACUGGGACUCGUUCUUUCGUGACGCCAAAGACAUGAAUGAGACUCUACCGGGUGAGCGACCCGACACGAUUCAUCUGGAAGGGCUUCCCUGCCGCUGGUUCAGCCAGAAACAAAGCGGGUUGCCAGAUCGGCCAUGUGAGGAGGUUCUCAUUGCUGUCUUUGAGGCCUUUGGCAAGGUGCGAAACGUGGACAUCCCAAUGCUGGACCCGUACAGGGAGGAGAUGCUGGACAAGAACUUUAAUACUUUUAGUUUCGGGGGCCAUCUGAACUUUGAAGCUUACGUGCAGUAUCACGAGUAUGACGGCUUCACCAAGGCCAUGGAUACGCUACGCGGCAUGAAGCUGAUGCUGAAAGGAGAUGAUGGCAAGGCAGUGGCCUGCAACAUCAAGGUGACAUUUGACACCACCAAGCAUCUCGGCGAGUCAGCUGUGAAGAAGCGAAAUCUGGAGAGGCUGAAGCUGCAAGAGUUAGAAAAGCAGCGAGAGGAGCAGAAGCGGCGGGAGAAAGAAGAAGAAGAGCGACGUAAAGAGCUGGAGCGGAAACAGAAGGAGCAGGAAGAAGAGGAGCGGGAGCGCAAGAAGGAGGAGAAGCAACGCAAGCGUGAGCAGAAGCUGCAGGAGAGAGAGGAAAGGAGGAACAUCAAGAAGGUGAGGAAGCAGCAGGAGGAGGAGCAAAAGAAGCUUCAGAUGAAGAUCGCCAUGGAGGAAAGGAGGCUUCUCCUGGCUCAGCGCAAUCUGGAAUCCAUCCGACUCAUCGCUGAGCUGCUGGCCAGAGCCAAGGCGGCCAAGCAGAGGCAGUUGGAUAAAGAGCGCGCCGAACGUGAGGAGCAGGAAAAGCGGGAGAAGGCUCAACAGGAGGAGGAGCGGAUCCGUCGCCAGGAGCAGGAAGCCUGCCGGCGCAAGCAGCAGGAGGAGCUCCUCAAGGUGGAGCUGGAGAAAGAACGGGCCUUGGACCUCCAACGGCGGGAGAAGGAGCUGAGGGAGAAGUUGCUCUCUAACAUGUUCAAGAAGAGCAGCGAGCCCACAAGACCUCCUGACGCGCAGGAGCAGGGUAGCGCCGCAAGGAGCGAGGAGGCCCCGCAUCCUGGCAAGGAGAACGUGUCCCUGCAAAUCCCGGGUCAGGUGAACGGAGUAAAGGCAGAAGAGCGUAAAGACAAACAAGUAUCCAAACCUGCGGAAAUGUCAGAAAAAAGUAGAGGGACAAAGGAGAGGAAGGCGGCUGAGGAUGUGAAGAAGACGAAGCAGGAGAAGAAGAAAGAGGAGGUGAGGAGCAGGUACAGCAAGGACCGUGAGCGCAGCUCCAGGAAGCGGCACUCCAGCAGGAGGAGGAGCCGGAGCGGCAGCCACCGUAGGACCUCCAGCCGCCACAGGAGGAGCCACACCCCGCGGCGCAAUAGGAGGCGCAGCCACAGCCACUGUAGCAGAAGUACAAGCUCCAGCCGGGACAGGAGCAGGAGCAGCAGUGGGAGGAGCUACAGUAGGGGAAAGAGCCACAAGCACCGUCACCAGCGGCGAUACAGCAAAGGCGACUCCAGGAGCAGCAGCCGUGGCAGGAGUCGCUACACUCGAGAGUACAGGAGGCGCAGCUACAGUCGGGACAGGAGUCACUCCAGAAGAUGAACGCGCGCCUCUUCUCACAUUUCAACCAGUUGCGCUUUUUUUUUUUUUUUUGCUUUUGACUCAAAUGAAGGCAGUGUUUGUUUCAGACGUGAACGAGAAGCGUGUAUGUCGUUCGCACUCACAAGUUACUAAUCCAUUCCGCAUUCACUGACGUAGCAUCAGGACAAGAAAUCAAACCGACUAUGAACAGUAGAAGAAAUUAGCUUAAUUAGCUUUUUGAAUUGCAACGGUUAGUACAGGUUCAAUUCCCAGUUUAAGGUGAUAUUACCAAUUCCCUCCCCCCCCC